UUAUUUUUACGUCUGUCAGAGGGUAUCCCCCCUCUCUUCUUCACCGUCCAGUUCACGAGGUCCAAUUUUGUGAGCUAUGUGAGGCACUCCUCUGCCUGUAAAGGGGAUACGCGUUACUGACGGCGCCGGGGAAUUGACGAAUAAUGUACCCGCACCCUCUGCGAGUAACUGCGCUUCCUGGUGAGGAAAUUAGAGAGUCGCGGUAACGCUAAUAAAGAUAGGAAGAAGACGAAAGGACCAGACGGUUCGUUUCUGGAGAGCGCAGCAAUGGCCACGAUCGAAGGGGCCAGUACGGUUGAGGAACUGAGGACAGAGGUCGAGAGACUAUCCCGGGAACUUGAUCUCACUUCCAGGGAGAAGAUACAGUCGGCACAGUAUGGACUUGCUUUGCUCGAGGAAAAGUCUACCCUUCAGCAACGAUGCAACGACUUGGAGCGCCUCUACGAGAACACGAAACAUGAGCUGGACAUCACUCAGAAGGCACUCGCUAAGUUUCAAACGACCACAAAGCUCACUACGAAGAGUGGCAUCGAGCAGGAAGAAAGCCUACUUAAUGAAAGUGCUGCACGUGAGACUUCACUUCAGUUCCAGAUAGUAGAAUUAGAAAAUGAGACUAAGCAGCUGCGACACGAAUUGGAGCGUGUUCAGGCAGAACGGGACCAUGCAAUGCAAGAGCGGGAUGAAAUCAUUAAGGACCAUCGGCAGGCAGAAGCCGAACGUAAAACGCUACGCACAGAAUUACGCGAGUGCAAGUUUCGUGAAACAAGACUACUACAGGAUUACUCUGAACUGGAGGAUGAGAAUAUAUCCCUGCAAAAGCAGGUGUCAGUAUUGCGUUCGAGUCAGGUGGAGCUCGAAGGUGACAAACAUGAGAUUCGAAGGUUGACAGAGGAAGUGGGUGUUCUGAAUGUCCAAGUAGACGAAUUAACAAAUUUGAAGAAAAUCGCCGAGAAGCAGAUGGAAGAAGCCCUGGAAUCUCUUCAGGCUGAGCGCGAAGCCAAAUACGCUUUAAGAAAGGAACUAGAUCAGCGAAUCAACAGUGAAUCUAUCUACAACUUAGCUCUAUCGAUUCGCGGCAUCACCGAGGACCAAGCAAUGUGUAGCGACGGAGAAGACGACUCUCCAGCAUUGAGAAGAAUUGAGGCAGAUCUGAAGACCCAAGAACCUGGCACAUCCGCAGCUGGCAAACAAGUGGACCUCUUCUCCGAAAUUCAUCUAAAUGAACUAAAGAAACUGGAGAAGCAGCUGGAACUAGCUGAAAGUGAGAAAGCUCUCCUUACGCAGAACCUGAGGGAGUCUCAGUACGCUGUAGAAAAGAGUCAGGGCGAGUUGCAAUCCUUCAUGGCCAGGAUAGUUCAGUUGGCAGCUCAUGUACAGUCACUCCAUCACUUACAUUUAAAGCUUCCAGAGAAGCAGAGCGAGGAAAUAGCUCUAGACAAGCUCACGCAGGCUGUCGUACAAUAUCACCAAUGGAGUACGAUGUCAGCACGGGAAAUAGAACAGUUGCAAAAGGAUUUGUCAGAGCUAGAAAAGGGUCUCACAGUGUCCGAUUCCACACAACAACUUAGAACGGAAUUAACGAACCUGAGAAACAAGAUGCCAGUCACCGAGAAGAGCCUUCGAGAAAAGCUACUGGAUACUGAACAGCGUAGCAUGGAGUUGGAAUCUGAUGUGAAGAUUUUGUCGAAGAUAGCUGCAGAGGCUGGCAGCUCCCUAGACUCCUCGCAGAAUGACCUACUCACCAUCUCCGAUGAAUUAGCACAGCUUUAUCACCAUGUCUGUACUGUAAAUGGUGAAACACCGUCCAGAGUGGUUCUUGACCAUGAGAAGAUUGUACCAGAUAAAGAGGAAGAGAAUGGUAAGAUUGAGCUGUUUAGAACCAUCUUCAAGAGUGACAUUCAGAUCAAGGAUCUGGAGAGUCUCAGCAAGGCUAAAGAAAUCAGUAAGCACAUUGAGACGGCAAUGGAUCAGAUAAAACAUCUUAGAAGUGCUGUUGAGCAUACUAUUGAGUUCUCCAAGAUCAAGGGGAUGCAAAAUAAUGUCAGCGAGGCAUCGGCCAACCAAAACAAGGCUGAGGUUGCUGAUCUUCAGGAUCAAGUGAUCAAACUGAAGGCUCUACUUUCUGCGAAGAGGGAACAGGUCGCCACACUUAGAACAGUAUUGAAGUCUAAUAAGAAUACUGCGGAGGUGGCUCUGAAUAAUUUGAAGAGCAAAUACGAGAACGAGAAGAGUAUCGUGAGCGAGACGAUGCUGAAGCUUAGGAACGAGUUGAGAAUGCUCAAGGAGAAUGCUGCAACGUUUUCAAGUCUACGGGCAAUGUUCGCUGCCCGUUGCGAGGAGUACGUCACCCAAGUGGAUGAGCUUCAGCGUCAGCUGGCUGUCGCCGAGGAUGACAGGAAGACUCUUAAUCAACUUCUACGUCUGGCGGUCCAGCAGAAGCUGGGAUUGACUAUGAAGCUGGAGGAGCUUGAGGUUGACCGGGAGAUCAGGAACACCCGGAGACACACGCCAAGCGGAAAUGGACGCGGUCGUGGCCGGCUACCGCAACAGACGAACCGUCCUCACGCCGGAAGAGAGUUUAUGUAGAAGAUGAAGAAGAUGUGGAGCAAGAUAUUCUGAGAGAGGAGAAAAUUUUUAAUCGAUAUUACCGGACAUAUUAUUAAUCCAGCCAUCCUCAGCCGAGUCGAGGACCGAUCUUGACUAUUUUUCUUUAUUUUCUGUCUUUCUAUAUUUUUAUCAUCUCCAUAUCGACGAUAUCUGCUCCAUAAUGCCAUCGGCACUUCUUCUAGUUCGUUGUCUACUUACCCGAAAUUUAUUCCGUGCGUAUACUUUCCUCAUAGUCAUUCUGUCUUUGGUCGUUAUUCAUUGACCCGGAGGGUGCGCGACGAUUCCCACGUGUCACGACACCGUCCUCGUCGCCGCGGAGAACCUUCACGGAACGAUACUAAAGAAUCGCGAAUAAAACUCAAAUUCAAAGGCGUGACAAUAGAUAGAUAGAAGCUCUGAAGCUUUGCGUCUCCGUCAUUGUCUCCGUUCAACACUGCCGUUAAUGGGGGAAUCGGCGCUUGCCGUCGUGACGUACAACCGUACCGUCUCAGCUUCUGUGACAAUAGAGAAAAGCUGAGUCUUAUCGUCGAACUUAGAUGGAUUCUUAAUCUUUGUAUAUGUAACUUAUAGAUAUUAUUAUUUUUAUUAUCUUGACAUCGCUCAGUUCGAUCCUCGACAAAAUGGGGAAGAAAAAAGAAACGGAAAACGUAAAAGAUAAAAGUAUAGGUCCACCAGGUAAAAGAGUUCAGGGGACCCUUUUAGCUUAAAAGUCAUAAAAAAUUUGCCCCUCUUGAAAAGCUAUUUCACGCGUGGACAGACUGUACGGUCGAUCACAUUCACGACCACGUCUCGCGCAUUAUCUUAUGUACCGUUUUAUGUAUCUCAAAGGUAGCGGUGUUUACAAUGAGAGAUGAUUGGUUAAUUCUUAUGUCGCAUAAAAGAUAAGAGACAAUGUCAAUCGCGAGGAAGAGAUUAGCCUUUAUAAUCAAAGUAGAAAUUUGAUUGAUUUAUCGAUCCAAUUCACGUAUUUCCGAUUAGUAUUCGAGGUUGCAGACGGCACUCGAGGAUAAAACGAAUUUUAGAAAAUUCCUAGCCCAUCUCUGGUCGACGCAUUUUACAAAUCUGCGUUUAUAAAGAAAUUUUUUCCUUCGUUUCAUUAGAUUGAUAUCUUCAAAUCCUUUUUAGCCAUAGUUCGAUACAAGUAUAUAAUAUAAAUACUAUACGCAGAGAAGUAUAUACAGACGCGCACGCCCACACACGUAGUGUGAUUGGUAUCUCGACCGGAAGUGACGAAGGGUACAGACAAUAUUUCCCUUUCGCAACCCGUUUCGUUUUCUCGUCUCCAACGUAGCCCAAAGAAAGAAGGAAAAGAAAAAAAAGAACAGUCCAUUAUCCGUCAGACAUUACACGAAGUAUGGCAGCUAUUGUAAUAACUCGACUGUGUAUUAAUUAACUUUUAAUUAUUUAACUCGCAAUUAUUAAUCAUUAGAUAUUUUAUUCGUUUAAGUUAAUCUAUACAAUUGAAUAUGUUGAGGAUUCGCUCUGUCGCGAAAUCUGUCAACGGCCAGGUGUAGCUACCGGGUAUCACGACUGGCGAAUACGCAAUCAACUCGGCAGCUAUCAGGGCAGCGUUCUGUAUACCGGAAAUGCAUUUACCCGCGUAGCCAACGAACGUUUUUAUUGAAAUAUUCAAAUAUUCACUGUUUCUCUAUGUUAAAGAGAACUUCAAUGGCGCCAUUACGAUUUCUAGAAGUACCAGAACGGAUUCCUUGCGACACUUUAUACGGUCUCGUAAAAUUCUUUUAUCUUAUUUAUAUCGUUUCUUUUUCUUUGUCUACUACUGUUUUCUCUCUUUUUUUUUGGUUUCGUUUUGUACUUUUUACUCUAUCGCGUUCGUCAUUCGCAGCUCACCGAUUGCGCAGGCGUUAAUGAGAUUUUAUUUAAACGCGCGCCAUAGUGACACGUAAAUAUUUCCGCUAUAUACUUCCUCCUACCUUCUUUCUUUAAUAUAUAUACAUAUACAUAUUAUAUAUAUUAACGUUAACCGAUCGACGGUGUUUUUUCACGUUUGUUGUUAGUGUCGUUGGGUGAUCGCGGUCGAUUAAUUAAGGAGGUCCUGUCGAAACUACCUACUUGAAUUUUCACGUCUCAAACUUUUAUAGGUUAUAAACUAAACAAUUCUGAACUCAAUUGCAAAAUUUGAACCGACGAAAAUGUUAAGAAAAGCAAUAUUAAGAACGAAACUUUAUACAUGGACUCAAAGGUCACAGAGAUUGAAUUUCGACUUUCGAUGAGAAACUAACAUUUAAAGUGAACUUUGAAGGUAAAAAUGGUAUACUACGGAUUCAUAAAUUCUUCAGGAUUCGAUACAUACCAUAAAAAAGUGACCUUACCGGAUAUUUCAAAGAGUAAUUGCAAAUCAAAUUGCCGGAUCUCCAUUGAUUCACCGGAAGAGACCCAAUAAACAAAUAAAUAAAAGUCAAAUGAGAGUAUGAUUUUUAAAUAUAUUUGUACAAAUGAGCUAAUUUCACAAAGAUAAAAGCCUACAAACAAAUUUCUAUAUUUAAUGUGAAUAAUUUUGUAUAAAGUUCGGUUGGUUUUAAUCGAUUUAUGAAAUUGAUUCAAUAGUUGAUCAGUUGACUAGCAUGCAUCGAUAGGACCUCCUUAAUACCGCAGGAGAAUGGUGUGCUCAUUACCAGUAUAGUGGUUGUCGCGACUCGUUUUUAACAGGAGUUUACUAUUAUUAAUAUUAUUAUUAUUAUUAUUAUUAUUAUUAUUAUAUUUGAUUAUUAUUAUAUUACAAUAAUUAUAGCUAUUACCAUAUUAAUAUUAUUAAUCAACUUAGAUUAUCGUCGCCAUUUAUUACCAGCUUUUAUGGCGACGCGAAAAAAAAACAGAAAAGAACAAGAGAAAAAGAACCACAGCGAUGUGUACCUAAAGAGAGAGAGAGAGAGAGAGAGAGAGAGAGAGAGAUGAGAAUUUUCAUUAUUGAUCGCUCAUAGUUUAUCAAUCGAUCGAAUUGUCGCUAUUAUAUUUUUACUGUAUCGAUUAUAUUGUCUCGCCUGUGUCUGUCGCGUUGAAGUCUCUGAUCUGGCCUAAAUGCUUCGUGAAGCGACAAUUAUAGUAACAGAAGAAAAAAAAAGAAGUAAAAGUCGUAAAUAACAGUGAUCCUACCCUUAUCCUCACUACCUUUCCUACGAUAUCCUCCAUUUCCCAUUAUCCAUCUACGUCCUGUCCAUUACUUCUUUACGGUGAAUUCCAAGCCCCGAAAAAAGGAUGCUUGACGGCAAUUAUCAAUCGUUUAUUACUGAUUUUACGUAUCGACGACUAAUCGUCGAUUAAUCAAUGACGUAUAUUGUAAGGCGCUUAGACACAGGCGAGGUAGCCCACUUUGUGUCCAUGAACCGAGCCAGCCUCAGACCACCGUCCCUUCCUUCCUUCUCGCAGCAUCCUGAGGAAACAUAAUAUCAGAAUGUAACGACAAAGCGAACAUAAAAAAUGUUUGUGCAUGUUUAUUUUUUUUGAAUUUUCUCUUGUCACUACCUCGUUCGGUCGGUAACAAAGGGUACGGCCUGAGGGUACCACUUGAUCCUGACAGCUGUCAACCAAUCGUUGAACCGUUGGUGCAUUAAAGCCGAAUUCAUGACGUAGUUUUGGCGCGUGUCUAUUUCCGGAAAAAAAAGUUGUUUUUUCAAGUUUAACACAUUGCCGUCCGCGCCAUGGCGUUUUUUGCGCGUACUGUACACACGUGGAGUGGUUAUGUUUUUGUUAGUGGUUGAAAGGGAAAAAAAGAGGAAGAAAGAAUAACACGUCAGUCUCUGUUCUUUUGUUCUCUGAUGACCCAAUUUUCUUUUAAUUAAUUGCUCGAAUAAUUAACCCUGCUCCAAUGAACUUUGAUCUUCCCACGUGGACGUACAGUACCCUCGCGCACCCAGGAGUGCCGGUUACUCUACAAUCCAAAGCCAAUCGGAAUCCAAUCUGUCCUCGGUAACCAUAACUUGGCGUCCUCUACAAAGUUCCUCUAUGCAUGUUGCUCUUUUACUUUUCUGCUCGAAAAAUUGCGCGCACGUAUCAUUUUCUUUUUUUUUUUUAUUGAAAUUAUUACGUUAGACAUACGUAACGAACGUUGUUACGAUUAUAUUGACUAUUCGAGGUCUCUUGUUAAAUUAUAUAUAUAUAAAAAGAAAGGUAACCUCCAAUAAUUGCGUCCCUUUUAGCAGUGUCCUCAGGGUGUUCUGCGUUCGGUUUAGACUAUAACUAUAUAGGGUUAAAUAAUAAUAAUAAUAAUGCGAAACGAUGACUAACGAUAAAAAUACAUACAUCCAUACAUACACGUACGUAUACAUAUUAUAUAUUAUAUAUAUAUGUGUAUACAUUUAAUCGUAAUAUUGAAUCGUAUAGAGAAGCAGGAAUUAUUAUUGGGAUUAUUAUUAUAAUUAUUAUUAUUAGGAGUUUAAUACCUGUAACGUGUGUCUUUAAAUUGCCGCUGAGAUGCGCGUGUUUGUGUGUGUGUGUGUGUGUGUGUGUUGAAAUUUGGAUUUAAUGAGGAGUCCGGGGACUCGUUCAAAAUAUGAUUAUUAAUUAUU
Molecule: messenger RNA, 7133 nt
Organism: Cephus cinctus (wheat stem sawfly)
Lineage: Eukaryota; Metazoa; Arthropoda; Insecta; Hymenoptera; Cephidae
Gene: BicD
Product: protein bicaudal D
Exons: 8
Coding region: 268-2586 (772 amino acids)
Biological process (GO): microtubule anchoring at microtubule organizing center; protein localization to organelle; regulation of microtubule cytoskeleton organization
Cellular component (GO): cytosol; Golgi apparatus
Molecular function (GO): dynactin binding; dynein complex binding; cytoskeletal adaptor activity
Source: RefSeq, a predicted model, not a curated record